CAGCUCCUCAGAGGGGUGGGACGUGGGGACGGAAGCUGGACUGAGGGACCUGGCACUGCCGCAAGGCACCGCAUGCUCCAGGCAAGUCAUUGCAGGUGUGAGCUCUCUGCUUCCUGCUCCUUCCGUGCCUACAGGCUCUCAAGCUUCUCUGCCAGGAUGGACUCUCAUCCUUCUGGAACUGAGACACCUCACUCAGUCCCACUCUAAGUCCCGAUGCUUUCUUCCUGGAAGCGACCCAUGCUCCUGUCUGUGCAUGAGGACCCUAUGCCCACCACAGCCUCUUUUGGCUCUGAAAUGUUCAACAUCACCACGCAAGUCCUUGGGUCUGCUCUUAACCGGACCCUUCCUGAGCAGGACAACUGCCCGGACACGGAGGCCUGGUGGAGCUGGCUCAAUGCCACACAGGCCCCCUUCCUUUGGGUCCUCUUCCUGCUAGCGGCAACAGAGAACAUCUUUGUCCUUAGUGUGUUUUGCCUGCACAAGAACAGCUGCACGGUGGCAGAGAUCUACCUGGGCAACCUGGCGGCUGCAGACCUCAUCCUGGCCUUUGGGCUACCCUUCUGGGCCAUCACCAUCGCCAAUAACUUCGACUGGCUAUUCGGGGAGGUGCUGUGCCGCGUGGUGAACACCAUGAUCUACAUGAAUCUCUACAGCAGCAUCUGCUUCCUGAUGCUCGUGAGUAUAGACCGCUACCUGGCACUCGUAAAGACCAUGUCCAUGGGCAGGAUGCGCGGCGUGCGUUGGGCCAAGGUCUACAGCCUGGUGAUCUGGGGCUGCACCCUGCUCCUGAGCUCACCCAUGCUGGCGUUCAGGACCAUGAGAGAGUACAGCGACGAGGGUCACAACGUCACGGCCUGCGUCAUCCGCUACCCAUCCCACACCUGGGAGGUGCUCACCAACGUGCUGCUGAACCUGGUGGGCUUCCUGCUCCCCCUGAGCAUCAUCACCUUCUGCACUGUGCAGAUCAUGCACGUGCUAAGGAACAACGAGAUGCAGAAGUUCAAGGAGAUCCAGACGGAGAGGAAGGCCACGGUGCUGGUCCUGGCUGUGCUGCUUCUCUUCAUCCUGUGCUGGCUGCCCUUCCAGAUAAGCACCUUCCUGGACACGCUGGUGCGUGUUGGGGUGCUCUCCGGUUGCUGGAAUCAGCAUAUCGUCGAUGUCAUCACGCAGAUCAGCUCCUACCUGGGCUAUAGUAACAGCUGCCUCAACCCACUGGUGUAUGUGAUCGUGGGCAAGCGAUUCCGGAAGAAGUCUCGGGAGGUGUACCAGGGAGUGUGCCGGAGGGGAGGCUGUGUGGGAGAACAGGUGCAGAUGGAGAACUCCCUGGGGACGCUGCGGACCUCCAUCUCUGUGGAGCGCCAGAUUCACAAAGUGCAGGACUGGGCAGGGAACAGACAGUAAGUGAAGGCCACGAGGCAAGACUACUGCCAAGGUGUAUGGGGACUGGUGGCCCGGGGCUCCUCAGUCUGGGCUCAGGAAGGAGGAACAGGAAGCAUCCCAGGCAUCUCCAGGAAAACGGGAGUGAUUACAGUCUUGUCCAAGGGUGUGUGCUUUGAGGAAGGCAUCGCCUGGAACACAGCACCAUUCUUAUUGGCUGACACUCUGGGGAACCUGGAGUGAAUCAGUCCUAAAGCAAGAGGCAGGAGUGACAGAGCUUCCUUUCCAUGGGGAGAUUGAUGGCUCAGAUCGCCAGGAAAACUGCCACUAGCUUUGGUCCUAUGGUUGAGUGCUCAGGAGGCCUGGCAGAACCCUGACCCAGUUCCAAGGGAGGACGAUUUCUCACUCUCCUCAGGGUUAAAGUCUGAGAGGUCCCUGGUAAGGACCCAAAGACCAGGGUUCUUUGGCUCCUCUCACCAGUGGACAAGAGAGAGAAAGAGAACACAAUAAGUGUUAAUGGAGCACUUGCUGUAUACAUAGUUUUGGGCACUUUGGGCUAGAGGGAAGAAAGACACAGUACAGUCUGUGUCUUAAAGGAACCCCCAAACCCAAGUGGAGAUGCCCAAGCACUCACAGUCCCCAGAACACUGCUGAUGAUGUGGCCAAAAGGGGCACCGUAAGCCAACCAGUCCAGCCUGUGACCCUUACACAGUGGCCUGGUCCUGCCUCCUCUUCCAUAAAGUAAGCUCAUCUUGUGCUUUGUAAAGUGACAGGUGCUAUGUAAAUGUGAGUCAUCAGUACACACAGCACACAGGGAUACACUUAUCACAGGGCUCAGAAACCUCUCCUAGGGGAGAACCACUGUUGGAGGCCACGGUAUCUGCAUGCAAGAUGUCCCAGACCCCAACUCCCCUCCACCUUUCCUUCCUAGAACCUGCCUCCCACAUCCAUACAAGAAAGCAUGGGGCCCAGGCCCUGGCUGCAAGUCAGUGAAUCCAAACUGCUUCACACUGGUGCCUAUCUCAGUGACCAUGGGGUGUCAACCAACGGUUUGAUAUUCUUUUAUAAAAUUUAAAUUAUGUGUAUGUAUGUUUACGGGUGGGUGUGUGCACAUGAGUGCAGGUGCCCUCCAAGGCCAGAGGUGUGGGAUCCCACUGGAGCUGGACUUACAGGCAGUUCCAACUAGGAUCCUCAGAGAGAGCACUGUAUGCUCUUAACCACUGAGGCAUCUCUCCAGCUCUUCAGUGGUCUGAGAGAGAGAGGGAGCAGCAGAGGCCACUCAAGGGCAGCUGACCAAUGAAGGCGCAUGUUCACGUACCUCAGAGCAUCACUUCCAGUGCCAGCCUCCCUACAUGGCCACAGAGCAAUUCAUCAAUGAGGCCAGGGUUGGGCUGAACUGCCUGGGCCUGGGGACUUUGAGGAGGCCCCUGGGGACAACACACCUACACACUGAACAGAUCUUCGGCUAAAUAGAGAGGAGAGGAUACCAUGCCCAAGUGGCUUCAUGGCCAACAGGUUCCCCAUUAGAACUGACUGAAGGGGCCUCAGGUGAGCUCAGGUGUCAGUGCAGACAGCUGUCCCAGUAAUGCCACCCGGAGACUCAGGGAACACCUACCCUCAAUUCCUGAGUCCUCCAAGGGCGUUUAUUUUUCUACAUGUCUGUUAUCAGUUAUUUUCCUCAUUGUUAUAACAAAUCACCUGACAGAAGCAAU
Messenger RNA from Nannospalax galili (Upper Galilee mountains blind mole rat), 3089 nucleotides. It is a transcript of the gene Bdkrb2, whose product is annotated as bradykinin receptor B2. Gene Ontology annotation, molecular function: bradykinin receptor activity. Gene Ontology annotation, cellular component: membrane. The transcript has 4 exons. The record is from RefSeq and is a predicted model, not a curated record. Lineage: Eukaryota; Metazoa; Chordata; Mammalia; Rodentia; Spalacidae. Gene Ontology annotation, biological process: neutrophil chemotaxis; vasoconstriction; smooth muscle contraction. Bases 214 to 1401 code for a protein of 395 amino acids.